UUUUUUUUUUAGAAACUAAAAAUCAGUCUCCUAAUUCCUAUAUUCAAACCGUCACGGUUUGGUGUUUUUAAAUCCUGACACCGAGUCGUGGCGAAUCGGCCAGCGCAACGUAAGAGUCGGAGCGCGGUGGCGCGAGGGCACAGGAUGCUGGCGCACAAGUGUGCGGCGGCGUCGCGGCGGCUGUGGAUGGCGCUGCGGUCUGCGGGGGCGCGUCCGCUGCUUCCCAGAUGCUCUCCCGCAGCGGCAGCCGAGGUUACGUAACAAUAACGGGAAAGCUUCCCCCCUUGCUCCCUGCGUGCCCCACACACACACACGGAGCAGCCUCCGCCCGAGGUGUCCUAAUUUUUUGUCCCCUAGGUGGUCACCCGACCACCUUCCCGCCUCCGCAGGACUGGGGAGUCACUGCCCCCUGCGACUUAGGUCGGAAGUGAACGCGUAGUUUCCGAUCGCUGCUGGGUGGUGUCGGAAGGGGUUGGGUGGCCCCGGACAUUGCUAGCCACGCGCCCCGCUUCCGCGCCCGGGCUCGGGGGCUCGCAGGCUCGCAGGCUCGCGUGCGGUCCGGGAUCGCAUCCACCCAUAACCCACCCACCCAGCGCCAUGGCCAAGGCCGGCACCGCGGCGGCGGCUGCGAGUGCAAUGGACGUCCAUGCGGCCUUGAGAGAGGUGCUGAAGACCGCCCUGGUCCACGACGGCCUCGCGCGAGGAAUCCACGAAGCCGUCAAAGCCUUAGGCAAGGGCCAAGCCCGCCUGUGCGUGCUCGCCGCCAAUUGUGAUAAACCGAUGUACGUCAAGUUGGUGGAGUCCCUCUGUGCGGAGCACCAGAUCCACCUCGUGAAGGUUGAUGACAGCCAGAAACUCGGGGAAUGGGCAGGCCUCUGCAAAAUCGAUCGGAAGGGGAGACCCCGUAAAGUGAUAGGGUGCAGCUGUGUGGUGGUGAAGAACUAUGGGAAAGACUCUCAGGCCAAAGAUGUCAUUGAAGAGUACUUCAAAUGCAAGAAAUGAACGGCAACCACAAAAUUGGCGCAUUUUCUUUUAAGUUCCUAAAAACGUAGACAAAUAGCAUUUAUCUCAAAGUCUUGAGUUUUCGCCGGAAAUGGCAGCACUUUUUAGGUUCUCUUCCAAAUGUAAAUUUCGUGUAUUAUGUUCUUAUUUAUUCAUGGAAAUUUUCAUCUCUUUGGAAGUUUAAGAACUGCAUGAGAUUUGGUCUAGCAUUAAGGUUUAAUUGACAAAAUCAUAUGUAUGCUGCACAAUGUGAUGUUUUGAUAUGCAUAUGUAUAUACUAUAUAAUCAUUUUGAUGUAUAUAUAUAUAUGCAUGCACGUAUGUUUGACAUACUAAUUUACUUUGUAUAAAUACCCCAAAGUGAAUACUACAGUAUUUAUUUUAUUUUUUGAGAACCUCCAUACUGUUUUCCACAAUGGCUAUAAUACUUUACAUUCCUACCAAGAAUGUCUAUUUUGCUUUUUACUUAAAUUUACUAUAUAGAUGUUGAAUUAAAUCUUCCAACACCCUCAUCACCCAAAGUCCUAGAUUCACAGAAACAUUCCUUACGAGGAAAAAUUGUCCCAGGAAGUGAAUUUCUACCUAGACACCUGUGAGGUCUGGAGAGUGAUCUACGGUAGCCACAAAUGAGUUUAUUAAGUAUACAAUAAGCAAAGGUAAGACAUUAAAUAGCCUGUAGGAGAUAGAAGCAACAGAUAAUAAAACAUCAGUUCAAGGUGCUCACAAUAUCCAGCAGAGGCAAACUGAGAGAGCAAACAAAAGGUGGCAUCCAAUCAGGAACUUAAACAUCCAGAAGUCGGCGAGAAUCCUCACUGAAGCAACCACCUCGAGUUCCAGAGUGUCCCCUUAGGUGGGGCUUCCGUGUAAAAGAACAAAUGACCGCAGAUACACCAUCGAGUCAGGCUCUUGCAGCCAUCCAGCAGAAACCAACUGGGCCAGCCCCAAAAGCGAAGCCAGAUGUCACCAUUUGAGAAUUCCAAGAGCACAGCAUCCAUUCCACUGGAUCUUGAGUUCCUAAGAAGCUGAUGGUGGCUGCCAGAGGCCGAGGUCUCCUGGGCCAGUGGCAGGAAGCAGGAGUGGAUCUGCCCAUGGCAGGCUUGUGUUCCUCCCAGAAACCAGAAACUGGUCUUCAGUGAGGACCAGAGAUGAUGGGACUUCAGCCGCAGCACGGCUCCCCACAAGGAACCGGACGCCACCAUCCAGCAACGUACACAAGGGGAGGCAGGAACCCUGGAGGCUGAAGGUAACAGGGUGUGGGGAGUCAGCAGCGCCUCUCAGAGAGGACAUUGGGGAUCACUGUAUUUACAGCAGUACCCCCAACCCCCAGGGCCUCUGUAGGGCCUCUCCAAAGGGUAAAACGGGGUUUGUUCCUUGAUUUCUCCCUGGCCUCCCAAAUGGCCCCCUACAGAUCCCUCCCACCAGUUCAUCGGCACAGGGAGCCAUUUUUUCCAGCUCUUCUUCCCACCACUCUGACAGAAAUGCUGGGAAACAGCACCUAGCCACUUUGUAACCUUUCUUUGCUGGGAGGCGGAUGACUUCCUGUUCCUGCAGAAAGACUCAGAUUGCGAAACCACACUGGUCUAAGUGAAAGGCCUGGAGGCCUUCCUGGUUUCCUUUCUCUUAGUAUCUGGGAAAGUUUCAGACUUCCAGCUUGAUGUGCAUCCUCAUUCCUGAGCUGCAGAGAACCAGUGUUGACUGCCCUAAGGAUGUGGCAGGGUCUGGGGUGUGGAGGGGAGAAUUUCCCUGCCCCCUGGGCUUCUGGCUGUUUCUGCACCAAUAUCAUUCUUCAAAGCUUUGUAACUUUUCAAACACUUGAAGUUAAGCCCACGUCUCAGUUCAGCCCUCCUCUAGCCCAGGAUAGCCUUGAACACGCAGCAAUAUUCCUGCUCCAGUUUCCUGGGUGCUCGGGUUACAGGCUUGCACCACCACACGGUUUCUUUCUGAGGUCUUAAUCAAAGGUCCUCCAGGCACACCAUUGGAUUUUCCAUUUUGCCGGAUGGAGAAACGUGGAAUGAAGUCUCGCUUUCUAAUCUUUUCAGUCCUUGGCCAGCUCUCUGCUCACAGACCCAACCAUUCUCCUCUCUUACAACUUCUUAUAGUUCUCAGGAGCAAAGUGAUUCCUUCAAUACCCCACCUGGAAAUAGUCCAGCUUGCUCUGAAAAUCCAUUAGCCAUGUGACACAAAGUUCAUAUUGCUACAGGAAGGUUUCGGCCCUUUUCACAGCAAUCUGCCACAGUUUGUCCCCAGCCUGGUGACCCUUCACUAAUAGCCAAAAUAGCCUGUUUUUCCAGCUCCCACCCACUGUGUGCACAAGCCAAGGCCACAUUUUAAAUUUUCGUGUACCCAUGUCUGCUACUGAUUUGUGUGUCAGCCAGUAUUGCUGUGUAACGAGUUACUUUAGAAAUUAGUAUUUCCGCCUAGGCACCGUGGUGUGUGUGUCCCAGCACUUGAGACACAGAAGCAGGAGUGUCACUGUAAAUUUCAGGCCAGCCCUGUUUACAUGGUCAUUUCCAGGCCAACCAAGGCCACACAGUGAGACCCUUUCUACAAAACAAAACCAAGGCUGGGAACACAGCUUAGUGGUAAAGUACUUGACGAGUAUGCCUGAGGCCUCAGGUUCCGCCCCAGCACUACACAUUCAUACACAAAUUCAAGAGAUUAAAGCAACAAUAAAGUGUUACUUAUUCAAAUCA
This is a messenger RNA of Peromyscus maniculatus bairdii (prairie deer mouse), 3694 nucleotides long. NCBI's taxonomy places the organism in Eukaryota, Metazoa, Chordata, Mammalia, Rodentia, Cricetidae. The record is from RefSeq and is a predicted model, not a curated record.